Molecule: messenger RNA, 1287 nt
Organism: Cavenderia fasciculata
Lineage: Eukaryota; Evosea; Eumycetozoa; Acytosteliales; Cavenderiaceae
Gene: elp4
Product: RNA polymerase II elongator complex subunit
Exons: 2
Coding region: 1-1287 (428 amino acids)
Biological process (GO): tRNA wobble uridine modification
Cellular component (GO): transcription elongation factor complex; cytoplasm; elongator holoenzyme complex
Source: RefSeq, a predicted model, not a curated record
AUGUCAGUUAAUAAACCAACUACAUUCACUCGAAAACAACCUGCUGCUGCUGCUGGUGGACAGUCAUCAUCAUCUUCACCAAUUACACCAUCGGCAAACAAGUUACCAGGAGGAUGCAAGUUAUCAUUACAGAAUGGUAACUUGCUGACUAGUACGGGAUUAGGAGAUUUAGAUGAUAUCCUCGGCGGAGGUAUUCCAAUUGGUUCGAUUCUCAUGGUUGAAGAAGACAUUAAUUCAAGCUUUUACAUGUUUCUACUCAAAUAUUUCCUCGCUGAAGGUAUCACUCAACACCACGGUGUCUUUUUCUCAUCGUUGAUUGGACAUGAUGCAUUUGACAUUCUCAACAAACUGCCAGCACGUAUGACUCGACAAGAAGAAUUGGAUGCCGAUACAGAAGAACAAAGUAAUCAACGUAAACAACAUGGUGGUAGUGGUGGUAAUAGCGGUAGCGAUGACCUAAAGAUAGCAUGGAGAUAUCAAAACUACAUAGAUGCAGAGAAUGCUAAAAAGGCAAGCGGUGCAACACAACAACAAAACCAAUCGUCACCGUUCUGUCAUGCAUACGACUUUACAAGAAAGAUGAAUAUCCAAUCAAUCGAUCCUAACCAUCUACACACACUAUCGUACACGAGUCAGACACAGUCCGAGUCAUCAUCACCAUACCGUAGUCUCUAUAUGGAACUACAACAACUCGUUCAAAAAUACAAUCAAAGUGCCUCUCAAGGUGGUCCUAUCAACGAAUCAACUAAAAUAUUAAGAUUGGCAUUACAAUCUUUUGCUUCUCCUUUAUGGUCAAAUGAUGAGGAAGGAGUAAUAGAAUUUUUACAUUCACUUAAAGGAUUAUUAAGAUCAUCAGUUUCAGUUUGUGUGAUUACAGUACCAACUUAUAUUUAUAGUGAAUCUUUUGUUAAAAAGAUUAGUCAUAUGUGCGAUACGGUGGUAUCGAUCAACUCGUUUAGUGGAAUGGGAUCGACACCAGAAGCAUUCCAAGAGUAUUUGGGAAUGUUUACCGUUAAAAAGAUUGCUAGAUUAAAUACACUUGCUCCAUCAUUCAAUCCAGACAUGUUGUCAUUUGUUUUCAAGAUGCGUAGAAGAACAAUGGCCAUUGAAAAGAUUUCUUUGCAACCUGAAUUUAGCAGAUCUGGUGAUUCAUCUUCCUCGGAUCAACAAGAUAAAACUAAAUCUAAAAAGGAGGAUAUAGUUAGUAAAAUGAAAUCUGGUAGUGGUUUAUUAUGUGGUGCUGGUGGUCCUAAAUCACAAAUUGGUUCUUCACCUUUAGAUUUUUAA